AUGUCGGACUACUCUGCAUCGCCGUCCGACCACCACCACGAAAUACCCCCGCCGAAACGCAAGGCCACCCAGGCUGGCCUCGACGGACAUGCCACUGGACGGUCAGUAAAGAGAAGGGCUUCAAAGGCAUGCCAGUGUUGUCGAGCCCGCAAGGUCAGGUGCAAUGUCACCGAGCAUGGCGCUCCGUGCACCAAUUGCAGGUUGGAUGAAGUGGAAUGCAUUGUGUCGGAGAGUAGACGCAAAAAGAAAUGGAGCAAAGACGACGAGCAAAGCGCCGAGAACACCAGCUCGGCGACAAACGCCACGCGCAAACUUGCGUCACGCGACGCCCUGGACAACAGUCAAGCCCUGAACUCUGCCUCAUCGCGUUCGUCACAUGAGGCGGAAUCGCGACGGGACGAACAUGUGCCUCACUCCAUCUAUCAAAACCAUGGACAUCGCGUCAACUCGAUCACGCAUCUUUCCGACUUGCAACGACGCCUAUCUGUUACGUCGCAAAUCAAUGGCCUGCCUACAAUGCCAUUCACGCCCUUCAGCAACGAGAACCGGAUACCCUUCUUCGGCCACCUACCCCGAAAAUCUCCCAUGGCUGAAUUCCCAAGAUAUAUCAAACCACUUCCAGCCAAAAUUGGACCGGAGGAGAUAUCUUACCUUGAGAAAAAGGGAGCCUUGUCAGUGCCAAAGGGAACCCUGCGCAGUGAGAUGCUCCGUGCCUACAUCGAAUUUGUGCAUCCAUAUAUGCCACUCCUCGACUUGCACGACUUCCUGACAGUCAUCGACCGACCGGAUGGAAGCAAAGGAAAAGUGAGCUUGAUUCUUUUUCAGGCUGUCAUGUUUGCGGGCUCUGCGUUCGUCGACAUGCAACAUCUACGCACUGCAGGUUAUGCAACACGAAAAGAGGCGCGCAAGGAUUUCUUCCAAAAAACUAGAAUUCUGUAUGACUUUGAUUACGAGUCUGACCGCGUUUCCCUCGUUCAGGCCCUGCUACUAUUGACAUACUACUAUGAGACACCUGAUGACCAAAAAGACACAUGGCACUGGAUGGGUGUCGCAACUUCAGUGGCUCAUACCAUCGGCCUGCACCGCAAUCCUGACAACACCAACUUGGACAGCAGACGUGUGAAGCUGUGGAAGCGAAUAUGGUGGUCGACAUACAUGCGAGACCGACUCAUCGCGCUCGGCAUGCGACGACCGACCCGAAUUAAGUCCGAGGAUUUCGACGUGCCAAUGCUAACAUUGGACGACUUUGAAGUUGCGCCUAUUCCAGACUCAAUCACUUGCAUUCCGGCAGAUUGUCGCGUCGCCCGGGAUGUCGACGUUCAACGACAACUGGCCAUCAUGUGCAUCGAGAAGGCUAGACUUUGCCUCUGCAUAUCCCACGUGCUCUCGAAGCAGUACUGCGUCCUGAAUAGUAACCACGGUCUACAGAAUGACCGCACAACGAUGAUGCUGCUUCCUAAGAAGCUGGAUCCCGAAACGAGCGAGGUCAAGGUCUGCGACGAUGAGCUUCAAAAAUGGGUCACUGAGCUACCCGAGGAAGCCAGAUAUACAAAUCAACUUUCUGGUGAGGCGACAAUUGACCUAAAUCGGUCACUGCUGCAUAUGGUCUUCUUCACCACUCUAUCCGCGUUACACAGACCUCAGGUUUUGCCCAACUCCCAGGCGGGUCCAGCCAGUACUCCAGCGGCCAACAUCGAGUCCGAUCUCCUCGAUGCCUCUCGCCGCAACGUCCGCCGCGCCGCAUCAGCCAUUACUUCAAUCGCACAGCGUCUCGACGCGGCUGGUCUAGUCAAAUAUCUACCAACAACCGGCGUCACUGUCCUCCUACCAGCCAUCAUCAUUCACCUCCUCGACAUCAAAGCUCCCGAAGAAGAAAACCGCCGGUCCUCUCUCCGCGGCUUCUGCCAAUGUAUGGCUGUCAUGGGCCAACUACGCGAUCUCUACGCAGCAGCCGAUUACUCGGUCGCUUUUCUCGAAGCCGCUAUCCGCAAAGCAGGCAUACAUGUGGCUCCCAUAGCCGCCCACGCGUCGCCAAUGUCCAAACCCUCACCUGUCACAACCGUGGAAGAUCUCGUGGAUGCCGGCAGACGGCUCGACCUCGUCAAUGCAGCGACGACGGCGGGUCAGGCUCUGCACCGCUCGACACUUACCCCGCCGCCGGAUAACGGGACGACGAAUAUGCUUGCGCUUGAGAAACAAUAUGAUGACGAUGUUACAGACGAGGAAGUUGCACGGAGACUGGAAACGUUCCUUGCUUCUACACCUCCUGAGAGCGAUCACGAGCAUAUGCCAAGCAUCACAAUCUCAGAAGAGACGCCCACGGCCAUGGCUACUGCGCACGCAGCAAACGGACACGAUGCCUUGCAUUUCCCAAACAAGUGGAAUUUCCUGGCUCUACCACCGAAUUCGUUCACGAGUAUCGAUCCCCACCAGGACGAUGAAACGCUGUUCUCGAGCCUACCACUCAAUACCGAGUUUGAUGAAGGCGACUUUGACAGUCUACUCAACUUGGACGCUGUUGGAGAGGCUUUCAAUUUUGAAGACCGGACGCUAGACAACAGCCUGAAUAUGAACAUUGCUGGGAUUGGAGAAGUGGACUGGUUGAACACUGGAGAUGCGAGCUUGGCUUGA
Messenger RNA from Cucurbitaria berberidis CBS 394.84, 2631 nucleotides. RefSeq lists its product as uncharacterized. Gene Ontology annotation, molecular function: zinc ion binding; DNA-binding transcription factor activity, RNA polymerase II-specific; DNA binding. Lineage: Eukaryota; Fungi; Ascomycota; Dothideomycetes; Pleosporales; Cucurbitariaceae. The record is from RefSeq and is a predicted model, not a curated record. The transcript has 4 exons. The coding region runs from base 1 to 2631 and encodes 876 amino acids. Gene Ontology annotation, biological process: regulation of DNA-templated transcription; DNA-templated transcription.